AUGGCUCGAAAGAAUGGCUCAAACAUGUCACAAGCUGAUUUGGCUGUUCCCCCGAGGCAAAAGUCUCGACGAGGACAGAAUCUGGAAGUGACAAGAUCGAGAAAGACUGGAAAUAAGAGUAAAAAGGGGUUGAAAGCGAUCAAAACAAUACCCAUGGGGCAAGGACCAGUUAUGAGAUUGGCUGACGGAAGUUUCCAGGCAGCUGUUGAGAAAGGAAGACCAGAAUUCACUGCCGGAAUUGAUAUUAAGGUCGCAGAAUUAAUCGAAAAUCUGGAUUCACAGGAAGAGGUUACCCAGGCCACCGUUGAGAGUUUGGGUGAAAAGGAUCAAAGUAGCAAGCAAGAAGUCGAGGGUGUCCCUAGAGUCGAAGAGGAAAAUGCUACUGAGAUCGCGGGCACAUUUACAGAAGUUGGAACCCAAACCGAACUUGAUUCUUUUAAUUUGGCGACGAACAUGUUUAAGCAAAUGAUAGAACGAAGUGAACAGAACCAGGAGAAAAGACACCGAGAAAGUGAAGAGAAUCAGGAAAGGAGAUAUCAAGAAUUAUACGCCAUCAUUGCGAAACGGAGAGACGCGGAUCCCAAAGUAUCUGGGUCCACUAGUUCAAAGGAUGAUACAAGUGAAAGCUUGAGUAGAUCCCUCGAGAAAAGCGAAGAAGUAGAGUAUCAUGCUCCUAGUGGUGAUGUUGACUACGCCGUCGCUUCUAACGUGCUUGCGGAUUCGGUCGAUCAUUCUCUCAACACAUUUGCCGAUAGUGUUGAUUUGUUGAUUUAUUCACUCGAAAGGACAAGUCUCCAGAACUCACAAGACACAAAUGAAUUCAAAUAUAUCAACCCAGAUCACUCACGCUGGUUCCGAUAUCACCACAACUCGACUGAUCAACGCGUUGAAUUAUGUCAGCUCGUACCACAGGUUGUACAAAGCUAUCCUAUACCUAGAGAGAAAACAGCAAUAGCUCGGCUCAAUAUAAAUGGUCUUCACCGAUGUACCGCAGCCAGUGGCUGGGACCAGCCCUUCCAAAAAAACGAUAUUGUAUCGAACUUGACCUGGACACUGCAAGUGGAAGAACUUUGCAAGAUCAUCAACCAUAAACUUCCCCAUCAAAAAGAUCUGGACUAUGGAUUUCCCGGCAGGUACCAUGCAUGUCACGCGGAAAAACAAUUAAUUGCUUGGUAUCUUUACGAGAACACAUUCGCAGGAUAUCAAGUCAAUAUGAAACUACCAAAUACUCUUCCCUACCGAGAGAUCAAAGCUUCGGCCCCACGAGGUGCCCUUAUAGUUGUCAGUCGAAAGAUCUGCAAAGAUUGUAAGGAGUUUAUCGAGAAGGUCAAAAAGCACUUUGAAAUUUCCGAUCACUUUCACGUGGAAUCUCGUAUACAUCCUGAGGAUAUAUUUGAUACGGAGAAGACUAAGAAGCUUCUUGAAAGUUCCAGGUCUAGUGAUCAAACGGAGAUGACGGAGACUUUGAGCGCGAGACUAAAGUCUCCGUCUGAAUCAAGGAAGGAGGCAGUUGCAUCGGAGAAGCUCCAAAAAGCCCAAGAAGACGCUAAGUCUCGACAGAGUCAGACUGAACCCAAUAACUUUCUUGUCGUACAAGAGCUAUGUUCAAAUGAAGCAGAUGAAACCCUUGUCAAAGAUGAACCCGCCACUCAGUCUCACGGGAACAAUGGUUCUAAAAGCGCAAAUGAUUCCAAAGAUAUAUCGAACAACAUCAGUGGCUUGAUCGAAGCAUUGUCCGAAGCUACACUCGAAACACCAGCCAUGAAAAAGACGCCCAAGGGAAUCUGGAACGAACUAAAGAAUAAUGCGGAUCCUAAGCUGGAUCGCUAUCCUACGCUGGAUACCACCCCUGAUCUUUCCUGGUUCGAAAGUAUCUUGAGUAAAGUCAAUAGUAUUCUGGAAAAGACUGCAGACAGAGGGCAGUCGAAAGGUGGCGAUGAAAACUUGGCUAUCGAGCGCCGAAAUGAUGUACUCAUAACAAUCAUAGAAGCAGCUUUAGAGCUGGGUUCAACUAUACUUGAUUCCCCUAGGAUUGCCAGAAAGUUUGCAGCAGAACAAGAUGUCCAGAACGAAGAUCUCCGUAAUGCGGUUCCCUCAGAUGGAACUGAGACAAACAACUCCUCAGACAAGAACCCCAUUUUCGCAUCGACACUAUGUGAGAAUUGUUCUGGAGCUCUAGCUCCUUGUCAACAAGUCGAAGUCCCGGAAGAGCCCACCCAGGAAUCACGGGAUCGAUCAAUUUGGUUUGAAUAUCAUUCGAAAAAACCACAAGGAUUGUACUAUACUAUCGAUUUGUACGAGCGGGUCCAUAGUUUCCAUCUGGAGAAGUACGGAGUGAAAUCGGGGGAAAAGACAGUAGCUCGUUUACAUGUACCAAUAAAAUCACCACCACCAACACGACGACCGCCGAACUUCGAUGCCUCAAAAGUUCAAAUCAUCAAUGCUAUCAGCGGUUGGGUUCCUGUGUCACUCGCAACAGGAUGUCCAAAUCCAUUUAUCCCGAACGAUACAUGGACUGAAAAAGUCAAGGAAAUGUGUAAAAGUAUAGGUUAUGAGUUACAAAAUAAUCAAAAGGACCAAAGAAAACCAGGUACUUAUAACGCAUGUCACGGUGAGAAGCAAGUCAUAGCCUAUUGGAUCCACAACUAUGUUGCGAAGCUUUAUCCUAGCUUCCGAAUGACGAACUGGGCCAGGGAAUGUGAAUUACCUAUAAGGCCAGAAUAUUACGAGGGUCUUUUUAUCGUCGUUAGCAACUCUCUCUGUGAUUGCUGCGAACGUUUCUUGAAUCACGUAGCGGCGUAUUACUCAAUUUCCUUUACGGUACAUUGUCCAGACAAAGUACUUCAAUUUUCGCACCUAGGACCAGAGUUGCAACGAGAUGACUAG
Messenger RNA from Botrytis fragariae, 2886 nucleotides. RefSeq lists its product as uncharacterized. Bases 1 to 2886 code for a protein of 961 amino acids. The transcript is spliced from 4 exons. NCBI's taxonomy places the organism in Eukaryota, Fungi, Ascomycota, Leotiomycetes, Helotiales, Sclerotiniaceae. The record is from RefSeq and is a predicted model, not a curated record.